Molecule: messenger RNA, 755 nt
Organism: Camelina sativa (false flax)
Lineage: Eukaryota; Viridiplantae; Streptophyta; Magnoliopsida; Brassicales; Brassicaceae
Source: RefSeq, a predicted model, not a curated record
GACAAUAAAUCUCUCUCUCUCCGAUCAAAUUUCUCGAUCAAUCAAUCGAGUCUUUUAUUUUGUGUAUCAUUGAAUUAGGUCUGAGUUUAACACAUCUAAUUAGAUUCCGAAGCUCUAUGGCUUUGGCUUUCGGGUUGGGUCUCAUCUACGGGAACGUGAAGCUCUAUCGAAUCUUAUGUGACCUUUCAAGAUUGAUCCAACCAACACUGAUAUAACAUUGGUGUGGAACCUGCGUUAGAGAAUGUCAAAGUACUAUGAUAUUGACGACAUACUUGUUAAAGAAGAGUAUGUACCAGUUUUAUUCCAUAAAACAGCAAAUGGAGUGACUAUUGAUCCAAGUGCAGAAACUAACUGUGCUGAACAAGGUUCCAAAGUUGAUAUUCCAUUCUGGCUUGCUCAUGAGUUGCAGCUCAGACAAGCUGUGUCCAUAAACCUUCCUGCCUGUUUUGACCAAAAGACGAGGCUUGAAGUUCAGGCUGAUGCAGCAUACGUCGAUCUUAGAUCUCGCUGUCCAUACUUCUAUGAAUUCGGAUGCAAGUUAGAGCCACUGGUUACAGAUAGAACACUUGGGAUCUUGCUAUCGACUGCGUUUAAGAUCAGAUACAAGGAGGCACUGACAAAAGUAUACACAGCAGCUCAUAUAACAGCUUCCAAGUACUUGUCGUUUUUAACAAAAGAAGAAACAAACUGUAAGCCUUAUCGUUUUUGCCAUGGUGCUGAAUUGUGUUUAACUAUCUAAAACUAUAAUAAAGCUU